UAGACACCGGCUGAACUUAAAUACUUCGCCGUUGUCUCACAUCGUUCAUUUCGCUGAAAAAAUCCAAGGUUUUCCCCAGAUGUUUUCUUUAGGCGCGCCAAAUAAUAACUGCAUGUGACACGAGGACAUCCCGCUGUCGCGCGGUAACAGGUAGCCAAGAGAACUGACAUCACCGAAUUUCAAAUCGAUAUCAUAGGAACCCAGAAUACUCUUUAAAAAAAAAAAAAAAAACAAACAAACAAACAAACAAACAAAAAAAAAAAAAAAAAAAAAAAAAACUGAUCGUCCGCUGGAGUGACACGCUCACUGGAAAGAGGGCAUCUUUCUCACGGAUUUGAUGGAUGUUUGAUCGGUUGGUGAUGCCCAUUUAUAUCAUCGACCGCAAAUUUCCAGAGACACCUGGCGAGUUUCUACAAGCUGCCCCAGAGGGACAGCAGACCAUGGCCGACAAUAACACCCAGAAAAAAAAGCCCCAUUGGACCUCACUGGAGAUUGGUCUCCUGACAAUUGUAUCUUUACUCUUUGUCAUUAUUGUGGCUCUCAUCAUCCUCUUCAUCACACAGAGUGGCAAAGAUGGAGUUUGCAUAACAGCUGACUGCACACAGUCAGCAUCCCGCCUUAUUGAGAACAUGGAUCCCACUGUAAAUCCGUGCGAAAACUUUUACCAGUACGCCUGUGGUGGCUGGCUUAAAAAGAACAUCAUACCUGAGACGAGCUCACGUUACAGCACCUUUGACAUCCUCAGAGAUGAAAUGGAGGUGGUACUCAAAGGGGUGCUGGAAAGAGAGAACAGUGGAAGCAGCAGCUCAUUGGCCAAGGCCAAGAUUCUCUACAGGUCCUGCACCAAUGAGAGCCUCAUUGAACAGAGAGGUGGGACUCCUCUUCUUAAAAUGCUGCCAGAUGUCUUUGAGUGGCCAAUAGCAACAGAUGAUUGGGACACCACCUACGGACUUAAUUGGAGAGCAGAGGAUGCCAUAGCCAAACUGAAUGAGAAAUAUGGAAAGCAAGUCCUAGUUAGCUUUUUUAUCGGUACAGACGACAGAGACUCCAAUGCGCACAUCAUUCAUUUUGACCAGCCAAGUCUUGGCCUCUCCUCAAGAGACUACUACGUGUGCACUGGGCCCUAUGAGGAGGCCUGUGUGACAUACGAGAACUUCAUGACUGACUUGGCGAAGCUUAUCCGAACUGACCGGCAGCUGGAAGUCAAUGACACUAAUAUCAGACAAGAGGCUUCCCGGGUGAUGAUGAUGGAAAAGGAAAUUGCUAAUGCAACAGACACACCAGAAGACAGAAACAACCCGGUUCUACUUUAUAACAAGAUGCCUUUGGAGACCCUGAACACCAAUUUCACCCUGGAUAUUAAUUCCAGGGUGUUCAACUGGACGCACUUCACUAACAAGAUCAUGGACACAGUUGGCGUUCCCGUUACAGACAGUGAGGAGGUUAUUGUGUAUGCCCCUAAUUACUUAAAGAGGCUCAGCCCUGUCCUUGCCAAGUACACUAAGAGGGACAUUCAGAACUACAUGGUGUGGCGCUUCAUAAUGAAUCUGGUGGUCGGUCUGAGUAGGCCAUACAGGGAGACCAGGAAAGCCUUCAGAAAGGCUAUCUAUGGGACCAGCUCUGAAGCAGCGGUUUGGAGGCAGUGUGCCAUCUACGUAAACAACAACAUGGAAAAUGCUGUGGGGAGAUUGUACGUGGAGGAAGCCUUUGCUGGAGAUAGCAAAGGAAUGAUGGACGAGAUGAUCGCUAACAUCAGAGAGGUGUUUGUAAGUAACCUGGAUGAACUAGCUUGGAUGGACGCUGAAACUAAGAAAGCUGCAGAGGAGAAGGCACGAGCAAUCCGAGAAAGAAUUGGUUUUUCAGAAAACAUCAUGAAUGACACAUACCUAGACCAGGAGUACCAAGAUUUAAGCUACAAUGGAGAUGAAUACUUUGAGAACAUUCUGAAGAACUUGGAAUUUGGUCAGAAGAAACGGCUGAAGAAAUUAAGAGUAAAUGUGAACAAACAAGAGUGGAUCACAGGAGCUGCUGUGGUCAAUGCAUUCUACUCAUCUAGCAGAAACCAAAUAGUAUUUCCUGCAGGUAUUCUUCAGCCUCCAUUCUUUGGUAAAGGUCAGCCCUGGUCUCUGAACUACGGAGGCAUCGGCAUGGUCAUUGGACAUGAGAUCACACAUGGUUUUGAUGACAAUGGACGUAAUUUUGACAAAGAUGGUGACCUCAAAGAUUGGUGGACUCCAUCUUCGACUCAGAAGUUCCAUGAGCUUUCGAAAUGUAUUGUGGACCAGUAUGGGAGCUUCUCUUGGGACUUGGCGAAUGGACAAAAUCUAAAUGGGAAUAAUACCCUUGGGGAGAACAUUGCUGACAAUGGGGGUAUUCGCCAGUCUUAUCAAGCCUACCAGAACUAUGUGAAGAAACAUGGAAAGGAAGCUCCUCUGCCUGGAACUGACCUCAGUCAUGAGCAACUUUUUUUCCUUAACUUUGCACAGGUUUGGUGUGGAACACAUAGACCUGAACAUGCUGUCAACUCAAUCAAAACUGACGUCCACAGUCCAGGGAAGUUCAGAGUCCUUGGUUCAUUACAGAACUUUCCAGAGUUUGCCAAAGCCUUUCAGUGCCAGAAACACAACUACAUGGUGCCUGAGAAGAUUUGCCGGGUGUGGUGAUGACUCUUGGGAUAGAAGAUGAGGGUUUAAUUGAGGACCUGUGGUCCGUAGACCCUCUCACCUCUCUGUUGACUCUUAGACCACUGUGGCAGAAGCUGAGAAAUGUUCUCAACAGGGUAAGCUAGGGUCGCUACGCUCAGCUCCACUAGUGCACUUGAGCAAUUUAUGGAGAGUGGGAACUGUCUCGAUUCACUCCUACAAGCAACAGCCAAUUUUUUGUAUUUUAGUCAGUGCAAUCUUUACUCAAUCCAUGGCUCUUACUGUUUGUAUACACUAUGACAAAUCUAAAAUGACAACUAUGUAAGUAGAGAUACUGUCAACAUUUUGUAUCACUUUUUGUUAAUAUCAAGUAAAACUGUGAAUUGGCUAUAUUAGUAGCAUUCUAUAUAGGCCUAUACAUAUUUAUCACAAUACCUGUAUAACUCCACUGCUUGUACCACCACUGUUCAACCAGAACAGAUUCUGUAUGAUGCUACCCAGAUAUGCCAAGAAUUGUAUGUAUAAUACUAUGGGAGUUAAUUGAUAUUUCAGUGAACUACCAGGAAAUUAUUACACUCUGUAUUCAUUUAUCUGAAAACAAGCAAACUAUCUAAUUUGUAUUCAUCACAGUGUAAAUUAAAAAUAUGUAGAUUAAUUUGUAAUUUGUGUCAAUGGAUUUUCCAUAGAAAAUGUCAUAAUAUCAUAAAUGAUUAACUGAGAAUAUGACAAACUGUCAAAUGACAUGUCUUGUGACAGCAGAAGCACAGGAGAUAUGAAAUUCAAAUGUAUUUGAGUGUACUUGUGCGAUGGUCUACAUUUUUUUUUUCUCAUUGUAUAUGCUAGCCUUGACAUUUGCUUGUAUGAAUGGGUGUGGAUGUGACAAAUAAUCUGCAGCCUGUCUGCCAUGAUGGACUAAAAGCCUUAAAAUUAGCUAUUGAUGUUGUCAUAUGAAGUACAAGGCUACAUUAGUCAUACUGAGGUCAGUCCAUGCACACAAUAAAUAUUUAUGCCAAAGAUUUUUACACUUACCCUCGCUCUGUGAUCUAGAAAAUUUGAUAUGGUAGUUUCCGAACUGCUGGUCCAAACACACCCUUCAUAAACUCAUAAGCAAUGACACAUACUUCCAAAACUAAUGUUACUCUUUUCUUUUACUACAUUAAUGAAAAUGUAUAUGAUUAUAUUAGUGAUAUUGUUAGUGAUCAGGUAACUAUGUAUUUUACAUGAGCCGAACAAGAUUAUUUUCAAGGGCAUUGGGAUAUUGUAGGCUAAAACAUGAACUGCAAAAAAUCAUUUUGUAUGUUUGUCAUGUUUUCCAGCAAAAAUAUCUAAACAUACAUAUAACAAGAUAAAUAUACUUGAAAAUCAAAUUGACAUAAGAAAUUAAAUCUUGCUCUCAGUGAAAUCUAAGAAAAUGCUGUGAGAUUUAUGCUUAAAAAAUCCCAAUUAGAUACAUUUUGUUAGAUUUUUCUGCAAACAAGACUUAAUAUCUUGCCAUUUUGGUCUUCAAUAUCUUGUUUUACAGGAAUAGUUCAUCCAAAAAUAAAAAUAUCUCAUCAUUUACUCACCAUCAUGCCAUGACAGAUGUAUGUCUUUCUUUCUUCUGAAGAACACAAAUUAAGAUUUUUAUAAGAGUAUCUCAGCUCAGAAGGUCCAUACAAUGCAAGUGAAUGGGUGCCAAA
Molecule: messenger RNA, 4321 nt
Organism: Myxocyprinus asiaticus (Chinese sucker)
Lineage: Eukaryota; Metazoa; Chordata; Actinopteri; Cypriniformes; Catostomidae
Product: neprilysin-like
Exons: 23
Coding region: 342-2663 (773 amino acids)
Biological process (GO): amyloid-beta clearance; protein processing
Cellular component (GO): plasma membrane
Molecular function (GO): metalloendopeptidase activity
Source: RefSeq, a predicted model, not a curated record